Messenger RNA from Zalophus californianus (California sea lion), 4528 nucleotides. It is a transcript of the gene COLGALT2, whose product is annotated as collagen beta(1-O)galactosyltransferase 2. Bases 45 to 1925 code for a protein of 626 amino acids. Gene Ontology annotation, molecular function: procollagen galactosyltransferase activity. The record is from RefSeq and is a predicted model, not a curated record. NCBI's taxonomy places the organism in Eukaryota, Metazoa, Chordata, Mammalia, Carnivora, Otariidae. The transcript is spliced from 12 exons.
GCCCUCGGGCCGCCAGUCUCCCGCCGCGCGCCGCGGCCCCGAACAUGGCUGCGCGCCGCGCAGCCACCCUUGCCUGCUCGCUGCUGCUCCUGUCCGCCGCUCUGCUCCGCGGCGGCUGCCGGGCGCGCUUUGCCGCGGAGCCCGACUCGGAGCACGACGAAGAGGAGCCGGAGGUUUUCCCCGAGUCGCCGGUUCAGAGACCCACGGUGCUAGUGGCCAUCCUCGCCCGCAACGCUGCGCACGCGCUGCCUCACUUCCUCGGCUGCCUGGAGCGGCUGGACUACCCUAAAAGCAGGAUGGCCAUCUGGGCAGCCACUGAUCACAAUGUGGAUAAUACAACAGAAAUACUCAGGGAGUGGUUGAAAAAUGUACAGAGAUUCUAUCACUAUGUCGAGUGGAGGCCUAUGGAUGAACCAGAAUCUUACCCUGAUGAAAUUGGACCAAAGCAUUGGCCAGGCUCCCGUUUUGCCCAUGUGAUGAAACUACGGCAGGCGGCCCUUCGAACUGCGAGGGAAAAAUGGUCAGACUAUAUUCUGUUCAUAGAUGUCGACAACUUCCUGACUAAUCCACAGACCCUCAAUCUAAUGAUUGCAGAAAACAAAACCAUUGUGGCACCCAUGCUGGAGUCUCGGGGCCUGUACUCUAAUUUCUGGUGCGGAAUCACACCUCAGGGCUUCUAUAAACGCACCCCAGACUACCUUCAGAUCAGAGAAUGGAAGCGGAUGGGCUGCUUUCCCGUUCCCAUGGUUCACUCCACCUUCCUAAUUGACCUCAGGAAGGAGGCCUCUGACAAGCUGAUGUUCUAUCCCCCGCACCAGGACUAUACCUGGACCUUUGAUGACAUCAUCGUCUUUGCCUUCUCCAGCAGGCAAGCAGGCAUCCAGAUGUACCUCUGCAACCGAGAGCACUAUGGCUACCUGCCCAUCCCCCUGAAGCCCCAUCAGACCCUGCAGGAGGACAUCGAGAACCUCAUCCAUGUGCAGAUAGAAGCGAUGAUUGACGGUCCUCCAGUGGAACCCUCCCAGUUUGUUUCAGUUGUCCCUAAAUAUCCAGACAAGAUGGGAUUUGAUGAGAUUUUCAUGAUCAACCUCAAGCGCAGAAAGGACAGGCGGGACCGGAUGUUACGCACCCUGUACGAGCAAGAGAUUGAGGUCAAGAUUGUCGAGGCUGUGGAUGGAAAAGCACUCAACACAAGUCAGCUGAAGGCCCUGAAUAUUGAAAUGCUGCCUGGAUAUCGAGAUCCCUACUCCUCUAGGCCUCUCACCAGGGGUGAAAUCGGCUGCUUUCUCAGCCACUACUCUGUCUGGAAAGAGGUGAUUGACCGAGAGCUGGAGAAGACUCUGGUUAUUGAGGAUGAUGUGCGCUUUGAACAUCAGUUUAAGAAGAAGCUGAUGAAGCUGAUGGAUGACAUUGACCAGGCUCAGCUGGAUUGGGAACUGAUUUAUAUUGGCAGGAAGAGGAUGCAGGUGAAAGAGCCCGAGAAAGCGGUACCCAAUGUGGGAAAUCUGGUCGAAGCUGACUACUCCUAUUGGACGCUGGGCUAUGUCAUCUCUCUGGAAGGAGCACAGAAGCUGGUUGGAGCCGAUCCCUUUGGGAAGAUGCUGCCAGUGGAUGAGUUCCUGCCCAUCAUGUACAACAAGCAUCCUGUAGCUGAGUACAAGGAGUAUUAUGAAUCCAGGGACCUGAAGGCCUUCUCCGCCGAACCCUUGCUCAUCUACCCCACACACUACACAGGCCAGCCGGGGUAUCUGAGUGACACGGAGACCUCGACCAUCUGGGACAAUGAGACAGUGGCCACCGACUGGGACAGGACCCAUUCCUGGAAGUCCCGGAAGCAAGGUCACAUCCACCGCAACGCCAAGAACACAGAGGCCCUGCCGUCACCAACCUCCCUGGACGCUGUGCCUUCGAGGGAUGAGCUAUGAAGGCUCCGUGGGGGAUUCACCACCCUUGAAUUUUCUAACGGGCUAUUUGUCUGUUUGCUCCAGCUUCUUCUAGUGGUCACAGUCCUCUAACCAAAGUGGUCUACUGUGAUUGAGCAAAAUUAAUAUAUUCUUGACAGGGGAGGAUAAGAAGGAAACUUAACCUAAAUUUCCUAAGAUGGCUAGAAGAUAGGCUUUAUGGCAACCAUCGAGAUAAACUUCAAUCCAGACACCUAGCCCUUCAGUCUUUAUUCGUGUGAUACUGCUUCCUACAUUAAGGAUGAACAGUAUGGCCCAGAGACUCAUCCCUGAGAAAGGCAGUCACAUCAAUAAAUGGGCAGGCAGGGCAGUCGAACCAACUGGACCACAUCCGUUGGUCUCGUGUGACCUUGAAAACUUGUGUAUGUAACAAGUUUGCGGGGGGGGGGGGGGUUAAAUCAUUUAAAAGCAAAUUAAUUGGGCUUUGGUUUAAAGGAACUCUCUCAGGAGCCAGAGUGACCUGUUCACCUUAGUCUUUGUCAUCCAAUAGGGAUCCAGUAUUUGGGUCUGUCUGAGACUUGGCCUUUGACGAUCAUGGCAACUGAAGGGCUCCUAAAGAGGCGUCAAGUUUGCCAUGCGGGUAGAGUUUAGUAGAUAUUUGAAGGUUUGUGUAGAUAUUUGAGGAAAAAAAGAACUCAGACUUUGGCCUUGUAUUGUGGUCACUUGAGUUAGGAUGCUCUAUUUAUGAAGAUAAAUUUAAUAUAUAAAGGGGUUCGGGCUGGUGUCUAAAUUGUGUCCCAGGGGGCUCUGUGCUGCUGCGACAUGUCACGCUCUCCCCUCCACGCCUGAGCCUGGGAACGAACUGGGAGUGUGAGUUUUAUGAGUCACUGUUAGGAGGCAGAGCACAUUUUCAGGCCAGCAACUGGCCUUGCCUGGGUUUUUCGUUCUAUUUUGAAUUAUUUAUUCUACAAAAUGUGGGGAAAAUGUAAGAUAAGGCAGAGAAACAGAUUUUUCAAGCUUUCAUAGCACCCUGGGGAGUAGUGAGUGUGCAAUCUGGUUCUCCUGCAUUUCCCAGCCUGGCUCUUGCAGGGAGGCCUAUGGAGUGGGAGAUUCUCACCAUCUGGAAACAAAUGCUUUUCCAUUUCAGUAUACGUGCUGCCGAAGCGAGCACAAUGCUUUUCCGUUUCAGAUGACAGACUUGAUCAGAAACAAUGGACUGAUCCACUGAUUUAGGCCAACAUCCAGGGAAGCUCUCAGAGUCAGCGCCCUGGGCAGAUGACCUCCCCGCUUUCCUCACAGAGUGAUUUUCUGGAAAGUGCAGUGUUGGGCUACAUAUUCUCUGCCAGUUCCACAAUCUGUGUUCCUCAGAUAUCUCAUGAUGGUUUGCCUCAGGUUUGUGUUCGCCCGCCUGCACGCAGUCAGACUUUGCCUCCAGAAAUACCCUCCCCACACAUUCCUCCCUGAGCUUCACACUUUGGGGCAGAGCCCAUGGGCAGGGUUGCUGCGUGAACGCAGCUCAGUGCUCCCUGGUGAGGGCCCCCAGGCUGCGGGACAACAAGGCAGCUCGCCUUCCACAGAACACCAGCCUCAGCCUUCCUGCUUGACUUAUCGUUGAUACUCUUCCACACCGACUAGUAAGCAACGAGGCUGAGGAGGGGGAUCUCAGCCGACCUCAGUCUUCACUGCUUAGACAUACCUGUCAGAGCCUGACUCAUUUUUUUUUUCUAGAAAAACAGAAAGAGCAUCUGGGGAGCUAGUGAAAAACCCUUGGGUGGUCCCUAAGGUUUCCUUGGGUAUUUUGUAUUUUGUUUGCAUAUUUGAGUGCGUGCCAGUGUGCCUGACUUUCACGAUAUAUUUUUUUAAUAGGGUGGGAGGUGGUCGGGAGAUUGGGAGUGGAGAAAGAUUGAGUUGACUUUUGUGUGGUUUUGUUUAAUAGAGAACUUUUUGUUUUCCUUUUGCUGUCAGCUGGUCUGAUGGGUUUAUGAAUUCUCAUUCUUAAAAGAUAUUGGUCUUAAAUUCUAGAAUUUUAGAUUAGGACUGUUCUACUGUGAAUAAAGUUCUGGCUCUGUUAGCCCAGCCUUUGCUUCCGCCUGCUCGGGUCUGGGAUCCCAAGCAGUGCUCUUUCGUUGUGAACAUUGUGCUCUGCACACACCUGCAUUUGUUUUUAAAAAAUCGUCUCUUCAACAAUCCUAGGGUUCCUUGACCUCAUUAUUCUUCCUGCGUCCCCUCCAGUCUUAAGUCAAGACAUUUGACCUUUGCAGCAUCAGAGGCCUUUGCCUCCGCCAUGGCACCUGCUCUUUGCCUCUGGAAGUUAAACAUGGUCUGGAAUCCCGAUCUGGAUCCCUCUCUGGAUCUCGGGAUCCAAGGUGGGAUCUUCUGGACGAUGAGCCUGACUUCAGCAGUGCUGGUGCUGCUGAGUGUGGACUGAGCACCUACGAUUUGCAGAGGAUACACUCCCCGGCCCUGCUUUGGGUUCCCUGGGCCCUUCUGCAGGAACUCUGGAGGAUGAGAAAGAGCCGGCAUCCCAGCAUCCUACAUUGCCUAUCAUGCCGUGUCAUUUCAGGGAGGGGAAAUGAUAAACUACUUGCCUUCUAGAGAUCUUUGUGAAAAAUUAAAAAAAAAAAAUA